This is a messenger RNA of Polyodon spathula (Mississippi paddlefish), 7324 nucleotides long. RefSeq lists its product as uncharacterized. The transcript has 31 exons. The coding region runs from base 659 to 6505 and encodes 1948 amino acids. Lineage: Eukaryota; Metazoa; Chordata; Actinopteri; Acipenseriformes; Polyodontidae. The record is from RefSeq and is a predicted model, not a curated record.
UUUGUUUCAGAUACAUAAACUCUUGAACAUCUGUUCCUGUGAAAGUGGCUGAUCUGGACCAGAGUUCAGGGUUUAUUAGUCUAAACGUACGAGACCUGAGAUCUGUGGGCUUGUCACUGGAAUACGUUUCUCUUGCUCUGUAUUGUGUCAGAGGGGUUCCAGGUCCUGUUGCUCUGCUGUUGAAUUAUUACCAUCCUAUUCCUGUCUCAAGAAGCCGGGAAUAACAGCCUUCCUCGUUCCCUUCCAGUCAUGUGACAAUGCAACCUUUCAGCUCUGUCAGGCCCCCCUGCGCCUCUCUCGUCUCUGAGUACACUGGCACAUGAUCUGAAGGGAUGGGCUGCUCAGUCCCGGCAAUUAGGAUUCUCCAGGCAAGCUGAAAGCCAGGUAAAGGCAGGUUGAGAGCACAGUGAUAUAGCAGAAGGGAAUGUGAAAACAGCCCCUUCAGAUCUGUGCAGGUAAAGACAUGCUGGGUUAGCACUGGCUUUAAACAAACAGGAACUUGAUCCACAGCAGAACAGCUUUGAUUGACAUGAAUGUUUCAUAUGAAGCUGCCAGAGGCUUGGUUUCCAUCAAUAAUUCAGAGAAGCAGGAGAGCGUUGAAGAGGCUGCUCUGCUCUGUCCUCUGUGCUUCUCAGAGUGUCCCUGAGAGAGAAGCAGUAUGAAGCCAGCCCCAGCCUGGAGCUGCUUGCUCUUUCUAUUGUGUGGAAAGUCCUGCACUUCAUCCAGCCUGAGCUCAGACUCCAGGCAGGGAAGCUGUGGCGCUGGAACCACCUGCACAGGAGAGGGAAGCAACCACAGCCGGUGCCAAGCAGGGUUUUACUGUCCAGAAGGAAGCGCAGUUCCUGUCCCGUGUCCCAAAGGCAGCUUUGGCCCCACUGAAGCAGCACUGAGUGCAAACGACUGUCUCAGGUGUCCUGUGGACUUCUUCAAUCACCUGGAGGGCCAGGCAGCUUGCUUUACCUGCGGCUCGGAGGCCAGGCAGCCCCAAGAGGGGCAGGAGAGCUGCCUGUGCCUUGGAGAAGGACAGGAGUUCCAGGUCAGUGACAGUCAGUGCCCCUGUCUCUCAGGGUACAGGCCGGCAGGGCAGGGCUCCAGGCUGUGUGUGCAGCAGGUCUAUGAGAUCUGCAGGGAUGGGAGCACCAGGAACCAGGAGGGGGCCUGCCUUACCCAGGAGCAGUGGAAAGAGUACUGUGCACUCCAGGUCUGCUCCUCUCCCUCUGACUAUCAGGGUUAUGACAAAGCCCUGGGGCUGUGCUUGUGUGGAUUUGAAGACGUGGACACUGUGUGCAACAGAGAGUGUCGGAGGAGGCAGAGACACAUCAUCCAGCUCCUCUGCAGAGAAACCUUCCAGCUGCAGAUCAGUGACAAUGGAAACAAGGUGAAAGCGUCAGUCAACACCAUUGAAACCUUCACAAGCAGCUGGGAUUCUAUCAGAAUGCAAAGAUGUGCUCCAAAGAAGGACUACGCUGUGCCAGUGUACCUCGUACAAACAAAGGCGCUGGGAUUUCUGGGGGUGUUGAAUCCCGAUCCUAAAGAGAUACAAAACUUGUUCUGGACGAGCAGGAAGGCAAAAAGUCACCCAAAUAUAACUUCAAAGAGUUCUGGAAACGCCCCUCACUACAAUAAAACAGCUGGGGGAAACGACACCCUCGGUGGAGCUGAUAAACAUUCCACAGCCCACCCAGACUUCCAGUUUGCAGGGAUUUUAAACCCCACAGCGUGCCUUAGUGUUGGAGACGUCCUCGUAUUCAUUGUAUCAAAGGAACACUAUCCUGUUUACGAUGUCGGUAAUCUGCUCAACACUAACAGCAAGUUUGACUGGGGAGGAUUCAGAGCGCUGGCAGAGGAGAUGAGUCUCUCUCAAGCUGCCUCAAAGCUGUUCUCCUUCCCCUUCACCCAGCCUGGGGUGUAUGUACUGAAACUGAACAGCAACCAGCAUAAGAAGAUGUCCCUCAGAGUGAUGCCUGUGGGAGGCCAGUGUUACGAGGAAGGCCCGUUCUUCCCGACCAUUCCUCGGCAUGUGAUCCAAAUCGGUAUCGCCCGGAGCCGAACUGCCAGCCUCCUGCUCCGUCCAGACUGGCCCGUCAUUGUGGGCCUGCUGAUCGGAGCUCUUGUCAUCUUCAGUGUGUGCGUGACGCUGCUGAUUUUAUUCAGGGAGUUUGGAUGGCCUGAAAAGAAGCCAGCAGACCCAAAGUAUAGGAAACUGCAUCUCAAAUACAACUUUGACGAUUAUUCUUCGAAAGGAUCCACGGUCCUCGCUUUGAAAAAGCUCCAUCGCAGGCUGCAGAGACAGGAGUGUGAAGAGGAGCUGGGAACUGGGGCUCCACAAGUCGAUGAGUUCUGGGACUAUGAGCAGCAGAUUGACCUGGAAGCGUUUGACACAAAUCUGUUCUACGGAAUCCUGCUGAAGCACACUGUCUCCGUGACAACAAAACUCAGCCAGCUUAAAGAUGAGGUGAAAGUUUUAUAUCAGAAAACACUGCGUGAAACAGAGUCCCUGAAGGAGCUCUUGGUGAGCUGGACUAACCUGUCUGGAAAGGGAAAGCUCGUUGGUACAGCGGUGCUGGAGAGCUUUGAAACAAAGUGCCGGGAGGUGGAGGCAGAGGUGGGCCGCAGGAAGGCCCUGGCUGUGGAGUUUGGCAGGCUCCAGGAGAAACAGCUGCAGCUGCUGGCUGAGGACUGGAGGAGCCGAGAGGAGCACCAUGUGAGCUUCAGCGCCGCCCUGCUGGAAGCUCAGCGGCUGCUGGAGCAGCUCUGUGAGCUGGAAGGCCGUGCCUGCCUGCCUGAGGAGGAGGGCAGUGCCAGCCUGUUAACCCAGCGCCUCGCCUCGCUGCUUGCCCAGAUGUCAGAGGAGGUGACACGGGAGUGCCAGAGACUGGGAGCCUGGGGGGUGCUGGGGGACGGCACUGGGGCUCAUCUCCUAUCCAGAAGCAAAGCAGAGAUCCUGACAAGAGAGGACCUGCUGGCUCCUGACGGGACAGUGCGAGCUUGUGAUGUGGUCCACAUUGACCCCCUGACCGGACUGAUCGUCCCGAACGCUGAUGCUCAGAUGCUGUCAGCCAGUGGCUCCCCCGUGCCGGUGCCCCGGGACCUCUGUGUGAACCCCCACACCGGGAAGCUCUUACCUGUCGCAGGUAACGUGGCCUUCGACCCAAGGAGAUCCACACUGGUCUUCACUGCAGACUGCAGAGCAGGCGAGCUCAGUAAGUGGGAGGAGCCUCCCAUCCCGUUUGUUCCAUUUCCGGUGUGCAGCAGGACUGGGCUGCCAGUGAAAUGUACUCUGGGAGGAUUAAACCCUGGGAGGGACCUGAAGCUCGGGGGGCCCAUGGCAGAUCCAGCAACAGGGGUUCCAGUGCCCACGCUGGGGGUCACUAUUCACCCUCACACUGGCCGUGUACACCCCCUGGGAGGCACCUACGUCAGCCCGCUCACAAAGCUGCUGGAGUCCAUUGAGAUCGGAGGGGUCAUGGUGCACCACCACACUGGACAUGUGCUUCCUAUCAUUGGAGUGAGCCUGGAUCCCCACUCCGGUUGCGUGAUUCCAGUCGGCGGGGUGCUCAGUCCCUCUGGUGCCCCCCUGCUUAUGGGAGACACCUUCACGGAGCCCCUGAGUGGGAAGGCAGCCCGUAUCUCCGGGGCCAGCCUCAAGGGGGCGCAGGUGGUGCCGCACGGAGGGGGCUACCAGGCCUCACUGGACGCCCUGACGCUGGCCUGCAGGGUGCGAGUGACAGCCUGCCUGAAUCAGUGCAGAGCUUCUCUUCAGGAGCACAGUUUGCUGAAGGAAUCGACGGGAGAGCUGGCUAAGGCUUGGAGAAGAAGCCAGCUGUGCCUCAUACACACUGCGUGUGAGCUGGAGCGACAGCGGGAGCGCACCAGGAGCCUCGCAGACAGCGGAGGGAGCUGGGGGCUCAUGAAGUAUCCAGGGACACAGCUGCUCCUCCCCGCUGUGGCUGGAGUGGGGUACCCCGACCCGGGAGGCUCAGGAAUGGAGGUGCCCCUCCUGGGGGUGCAGGGAGACGGGAGCAGGGGGGAGCUGAUCCCUCUCGCAGGAACCAUGGAGGAUCCAGACGGGAAAGGGCUUGUUCCUAUCAGUAUUGGAGCCAGAGCUGUGGAUCCAGUUACUGGGGAAAUCGCUCCCGUCGUGGGGGCUCGCUUUGACCCCUGCAGAAACACUGUGGUGCCCAAAACUCAAACCUGUAGCCGCUCUCUGAGAGGAAAAACAAGCUUACAAGUGGUUGAUUUGCUGGAAAGGGAAAUGAAGUUAAGAGAUGAAUACUGGAAGGACCAAAGGCAGAAAGAAGAAGAACUCCUAAGAGGCUUGACCGAUUUACUGCAGAAUUACUGCAGCACUAACGCAAGGGGCGGGAAGGAGAAGGCUCGCUGGAAGGAUCACAUCACUGUUCUCAGAGGGCUGUGUGUGUGUGUGUGUGUUUUGCAGGCUCGCUGGAAGGAUCACAUCACUGUUCUCAGAGGGCUGUGUGUUGGGCUGCAGGGGGCCUCUCUGGCUGAGACACAGCGAAGGGCAUUUCAAGCAUCGGAUCUGUCCUUCGCAAUGCCGUCACAAGUCAUCUACAUCAUGACUAAAGUUGACAGGGAGGAAGGGGAGCAGCACACCCGCUUUGCAGCUGUGUUCGGGGAGAUGCUGGAGAAGGUAAGCCAGGCUUCAGACAAGAUGAAGCAGGAGGAGGACAGACUGAGAGCCCAGGCCCAGCAGAGCAGGAUUCAGCCGGGAGAGCAGGGUGUGAAUCUCAAGUACAGGAAGGUGCACAGCCGCUUGCUGAAGGACUCUUGGGAGACCCUGCUGAGGAGACAGGCUGGUGUAGACGUGGCUUUGUGCAGGCUGCUGUACCUGCGGGAGCUGUCCUACCUGCACGCCGUCACAGGGAAGACCCUGUUAUCUGGAUCAUCAUAUUGGUCUGGCGAUUAUCAGAUGAUCCGCCACCAACCCACUGAAAACCCCCAGAGAGCUUCAGAAGCAAAGCAGCGGGAGUUAAUCCCCUUACUGGAGCAGCUGCUGCCCUUGCUGCAAGAGAACAGAGUGCUCCACCUCUCCCCUGGGACCCCCCGGCCAGCCUCCGGUGAGGAGCCGUGGGAGAGCAUGCAGAUGAGCUGCUUUCAAGAUUGUGUUGUAGGUCACUCCAGCACACGGUCACACCGUCUCAUUUCAGAGAGGACUGCUUUGGAAACUUCAUCCAGAGCUUGGACUACCUCUGUCCCAGCAGACAAAGGGCGCUCUGCUGUCUUUCUGAGGGACUCUUCUGAAGGUGCUUCUGAGUUUCACAGAUCAGUGGAAAUCCAGACCCAAGCUUUAGAUGAAAUGCCAGCAGCAGAAACGCAACUGAUUCCUACAACAAGAGAAGCAGCCACUCCGAAAGAGACGCUGCCCACAUCAGCGACAGUCGACAAGCAUGGAAAAGCCAGACCGUCUGACCGGAAAAAUCCACACAAGUGGCAGCGGCUGCUGCAGCGCUCUCCGCUGUUCCAGCUGCUGAAGGAGCUCGAUGGGGGACUGAGGGCCAGUGCGCAAGCUGCAGGACUGAUCCUACCAGAGGAAGAAGGGAAGACAAGAGCAGCCGCUGACAGGCCCUUCCUGGAGCUGCUGGACGCGCAGUGGGUGUGUGAGGGGGAGCUGACUCCACUCAACAUACAGAGUCUGACAGCUCGAGAGAUCACUGUGUAUCAGCAUGGCCAGUCCCUGCUUCGCUCCCUGCAGACACACAUUCACGCCCCUGUGGUCACUCUGCUGCUUGCCACCAGUCUGCCUUCAAACAACUACACCAGCAAUGCCUUCCGUCACUCAUUCUUCUACCAGGAAGCUCAGAAGAUCUUGUUCAUUCGAAGGCAGCGGCUGCAGUCUGUGGGCGGCUUCACCCUCCUGCUCCUUCACUGUGUGUCUCACAUUGCAGCAGGGGGCAUGACCAGUGACUCCUGCCCUGUCUUUCUGCGCCUCUUUUACCAGGCUCUGGAAGCCAGUUUCAGUGAGCUGUACUCCUCGUGCUCACACUCUCCUGUCCUGACGGAUAUCCUCCAGCAGGGGGAGCCGUGCAGUGAGGGAGCUCAGAGUGCGCUUGCUGGGCUGCUGCAGGGCCCCACCAGCAGGGCGUUUCCACAACAGAAGUACAAUGAAGCUGCCGUCUACAGCAAGAUCGAGAGCCUGGUGAAAAGCAAAAUGGUGGAAAUGAAGCGAGAAUAUUUCACACAGCCUUCGAGAAGAAGCGGCCCCCGAAACGACGUGGACAGGGGGCCACAAAGAAGGUGUGGCCGAGGAGAAGCAGGUCUGCCUCUGAGCGCCGAUGAGAUCCAGGAGAAGGUGGACCGUUUGAAUGAAGAGAUGUCAGAGCUGCUGGGCUGUGAAUACAGGGGGAAGAGGAAGGGAAGUCUCCCUGAAGCAGCAGCCACACAGCCCUGCCCUCCGCCCUGCAGAGAAUCCCUGCUGAGACACAUCGAGGAGCUGGAGAGGGAGUGUGGGCUGAGCAGAGGCUGUGAAAACAAUCCAAGCGGCUAGGCUGGGCUCAGAGCACAGUGCAUCCACGCACCUAAACCCCUCCCCUUUCACACAGGCUCCAAUCAACACUCGCUCACACACACACAGACAGACAAACACACAGUUUACACAGGCAGCGCUUUCAGCAUGCUGCACUCACACUUCUCAAUUGGUGUCAGUUAAGGAUCUGGAAAACUACAAAGCGUCGUGUAAGCCAUGUAGUUAUGUUUGCUUGUAAUGGAAAUGUUUGUCUUCGAGUUGGUUUCGUUUGUUUCAGUGUGUCUUGACUGAGCCCGGCUCUGCCCUGUACUAUAUAGUCAGUGUGUUGUAAUUCUGAGUGUAGCUGCCCUGCGCCUCUCUUUAAAGAGCACUUUGAAAUGUCACUGGACUCGCGUCUUGCUUGUCUGUUGCAUUUCUUAUCCAGUGGGGUUUGCAGUCCUUCUCAUUGUGUCUUCGUUGACUGUCUUCCUGUGUGGAUAUUGUAUUGAGUCCUGCAGUAAAUCAAGGGAAUAUCGAGAGCUGGGAACCGUGCUGCCUGUAAAAGUGCAGUUCAAGCUGGGAUUGGUGGAUCUCCUGGGAUCACGUUUAUUUUAUUUUAACAUGCGAGACAGAACCGUUUUCAAAGCCCAUCUGCCCUGUCCUGUCAGCACACGUUGCUUUCCACCAGUUCAGAAAUGAAACCAAACCCGGACUGACCUGGGAAAGAGUGAUCCUGACAUGAGCACAAAACCUAGAGGAACAAUUAUAGCAGCCUUAAUCCUCCGAGAGACUUUUUAUAGCAUCUCCCAAAGUGCCCUCAACGAGGCCUGAUGGAACUGAGGAACAGAGUCUUGGUGAUCA